Molecule: messenger RNA, 7354 nt
Organism: Vespa crabro (European hornet)
Lineage: Eukaryota; Metazoa; Arthropoda; Insecta; Hymenoptera; Vespidae
Exons: 7
Coding region: 6460-7308 (282 amino acids)
Source: RefSeq, a predicted model, not a curated record
UAUAUAUAUAUAUAUAUAUAUAUAUGUAUGUAUGUAUGUAUGUAUAUAUAAAAAGAGAGAGAGAGAGAAAGAGAGAGAGAUAGAGAAAGAAAGUAAUAUGGCCGUAGUCGAACGAUCGAUAAAACUAACUACAAGAAGAGUUGGUCGUCUCAACGACGAUCCAAAAAAAUCACGCUUACUCUCUUUCCCCAACACGCUUUCAGGAAUCACCUGGAUAUUCGAUAACACUUUAUAGAUACACGGAUCUAUUGAUUGUGAUAAAAACGAAAUUUCUUCAAGAAUUGAAGAUCUUCGGGUCCAGGUGUAUUCCUGAACGUCGAUGGCGGCGACGAAGAUGUCGGGUGCCGUGCAAAAUGGCCGUAGUACGAUCGAUGCUCCGUCACUUCAAAGACGUCGAGACUAGUCUACGGACUUCAAUCCAAAUGGAUCUUCUUUUACUUAACGAACUAAACUUCCUACAAACUUUGGAUUUAUUCUUUUUCUUCUUCUUCUUCUUCUUCUUCUUCCUCUUCUUUUAAUUUCUUCUUCUUAACGAAUCCUCGAAACAAUUUAAUGAAUUUGAUAACUCUUGAUAAACGUACGGACCCUUAUUAGGUUGUCCACUUGGCACGAUGUUCGACGUAUCACACGAGACUGUUUCUCUCUUUCUCUUUCACUCCUUAUAACUGAACUCCCCGUCCGCCUAUCUUCAACUUCCUGGCCGCUGUCGCACGAACGUUUUGUUUAUCGGCGAACGUCGCGAGAGCUCCGUCGUGCCGCGGCGAUUCGUCGCGCUCGGCAACGCGCGCACGAAAAUGAACGAGACGGGGGCGGAUUGAGAGAUACGUUGCGCUGCUGGCUUGCUAAAGAGAGACAGACAGAGAGAGAGAGAGAGUGUAUGUGUAUGAGAGAAGGAGGGAGUGAGAGUGAGAGAGAAAGAGAGGGAGAAAGAAAGAUAAAGGGUGGGAGAGAGAGAAAGAGAGAGAAAUCGAAAGAAAGAGCGAAAGAUAAAGACAGAUAUGUAUAUAUAUAUAUAGUGAGAGAGAAAGAGAGAGAAAGAGAGAAAGAAAGAGAGAGAGAGAGAGAAUUUGCGAAAGGGAUGGUGCUUACUUGGGUUAGGGUGGGGGAGGUUGCUUCCAACGAGCACGCGCGUGGUUAAGAUAAAAAGAGAUAGAGUAUUCGCGCGCUUGCGUUUUCCAAAGAGAGAGAGAGAGAGAGAGGGAGAGAGAGAGAGAGAGAGUAUGAUAGAUAGAUAGAGAGAGAGAGAGAGAGAAGUAAAAUCGUCGAGACGAUACGAUGCUCUUCAAAGUUCUCGGCCGAUUGUCGGCGUCCUCGUCGACGUGUUCGUCACAGUCGGUCGUCGUCGUCGUCGUCGUCGUCGUCGUCGUUGUCGUUGUCGUUGUUGUCGUAGUUGUCGUUGUUGUCGUCGUCGUCCUCGUCCAGUUCGUCGUGACUUCGUAGACGAUUCAACGACCAACCAAGACGUAGCACGCCCCAUUCCUCUUUGGCAAUGCGCGCGCAUUGGUUCGAUAAACGUGAAAGGCGAAUGUCGAUCGUCGGGGGUGAUAAAAAGAGAGACGAGAAGAGGGUGGGAAAGAGACGAAAGAGAGAGAGAGAGAGAGAGAGAGAGAGAGAGAGAGAUAGAGAAAGGGAUGGAUCUUGUUGAGGAAGAGACUACUGCGUUAGAGACGAAGGGAGGAACGUUGGAAAGAGCACGUCGACGUUUGGAUGGGGAAAAAAAAAAAAUCAAUUGGGAGAAAAUUUUCUUUGCCCGAGAGAAAAACAAAGUAGGACGAAUACUUUAUAAGAAAAUCUGUCGAAUUGGCUCGGUGAAAGGAAUGCACAUUUAAAUGAAGAUGAGAAAGGAUAUGAAAACAAUUUUGGUCCAAAAAAAAAAAAAAAAAAAAAAAAAAAAAGAAAAAGAAAGUAAGGAGAAAAAAGGAAAAAAGAAGAAGGAAGAAACGAAAAAAUCUUUCGGAAAAAUCCGGCAAAGAAAGAUUUUCCGGUCUAGGUCUCUCUCAUCUUUAAGGGAUUUCCCUAGUCGUUUGACCCUAAUGGAAUUCUCCGAAAAGCUGAUUCGACCCUGAGAUGAACGCACACAUGGAUCAAAAAAACUUCGUUCACGUUAUGGACUAGACACAACGAAACACUUAGUUCAUUGAUUUCUCAACGACACAUUGUGAACGUGGUUGCAUGUCGACAAGUAGUAAACCGUAUGUUUCGUCGAACGCAAUACGAGGAACUCAUGCAAUUAAUUACUCGACUACUAUACACUCGAAAAAGAUUCAACAUUGCGUGCGUAAAACUAGAAACGGUCGAUCGAUAUUUUACACGCGUGAAUAGAAGAAAAGGGGGAUGAAGAGGAAACAGAUCGACGAAGGAAGGAAAAAAAAAGAAAGAAAAAGAAAAAUGGAAAAAGGAAAAAAGCAAAAUAAAAAGACAAAACAAGAAAAAGAAGAAGAAGAUAAAAAAAGAAAGAAAAGAAGAAACGAAAGGAAGAUUCAAGUUAUUUCAAAGUAAAAUAUCACGGAUGUACAUUCACGACGCAUUUUUUCCUCCUUCUUUUUUCUUCUUUCUCUUUUUUUUUUUUUAAAUAUCUUUUUCUCUUUCAAAUAAUUCAUCAUAAAAUUAUAACGACGUUUUAAAUUAAUGAAAACAAUUGAAAGAAAGAAAGAAAGGAGGAAGGAAGGAAAAACAGAUGGGGGAGGGGGAGGAAGAAAUGAAAAUAAAAGAAAUAUACAAAGAAGAUACAAGAAAUUAUUAUCGAAUUCUGAGAGUAAAAGCAAUUAUGAGCAAUGGCUUCGAUUUGAUAAUAAGGGAUGAUACGCGUACGAGUUAAGAGGGUUGAAAAAGUGGAGGAGGAGGAGGAGGAGGAGGAGGAGGAGGAGAGGGGCCGAAGGGGAGGUAGUUGCAGAAUAAAAGAAAACGAAAAAAAAAAGAGAAAAACAAAAAGAAGAAAAAUAAGAAAAAAAGGAAAAAAAAAAGGAAAAAAGAAAGAAAGGAGUCACACAGGUGUCAGGUCGGGGCUGCUCCAUAAAAGCGAUCUAAAAAUACGUUCGUUCGCUGGUGUCGCGUUGGCGUAAAAUCGCGGCUCGUUCACGCGGCAUGUCUAUCGGUGUGACCCCAAUACGUAGAGUUUCCAUGUACGUACAUCGACUCUAUAAAAAAACAUACGAUCUUUUAUCGUCGACAAUAAACUAACGAGAGAUAGAGAGAAAGGGAGGGAGAGAGAGAGAGAGAGAGAUAAAUAUCGAGAUCGAAUAUCAGGAAAGAAAUUAUAUUUAAAAAUAUGAUUUAUAACGUUACGUUCAUUUUCAAAUAAAUUUUUAUUUAACGUGAAUUUGAUAAAGUUUAAAUUACGUUAGAAACUAAACGUAAACGAUAUUUAAUAAUUGAUUAAAUAUUUAUCUUGAUAAUGUAUUAUCUUAUUAUCUUAUUUCGUCUUAAGAAUUUAAUCGACACGUAUACAGGACGACGAGACUCCUGACUAGUAAUCUAAUUAAAUAGACUGUAAAAUAAUUAAUAACGUCAAAGUAUUUCCAUAACCGUAGAGUCCUCUCCAACAUCAUCGUUGUCGUUGUCGUCGUCGUCGUCAUCUUCCACGUAGCCGAUGAGUUUUAUUAUAGAGCAAAGCCCUGCACUUAAUUCGAGCGUUAAUACUUUAUAUUCGAUACUCGCUCUGAAACUUUGCCUUGCUCGAGAAUAGAUCAUCAUGUUUAGUCUCGAAAUAAUAGAACGCGACAUAAUUAACAAGUCGGCUCGGAAUAUAACGUCUCUCUUUAUUAUAUAUCCAACGUGAAAAAUGUUGAAAUCUUAUUUCUUCCUUCCUUUCUUUUUCUCCUUUAUUUUUUUUUCCUCCUUAUAUCCUCUUGAUCUAUAAAUGGGAAUAAAACGACGAUAAGAACAAUGAUCAAAAAAAGAAAAAAAAAAAGAAAGAAAAAAAGAAGAAGAGGAAAAGAGAAAAAAAAAUAGAAAAUAAAUAAAUAAGGAAAGAAAGAAAGAAAAGGGAGAAAGAAAGGGACACGUGGAAUAAUUUAAAAAUGAAUCCUUCAGGAGGGAAUGACAAAAAUCGCAUACUCGUCUUUAAAACAGCUGACGUGUACGAGUAGUAAUGCGAGUGAGUGGCUCAGACAGACAGCACGAAGAACAUCAUCCCCUUUAGAGAAAGAGAAGGGGCUCCAGACAGACGAACACCCUCCGGGCAACACCCUACCAACAUCCCCCGCAUCCCACUUCAAUGUCGGCCGUCCCAUCGCCAUAGCAACCCCAUUGGAUUCAGUAGGCAUCCUAAGCAACCGUACCAACCCCUCCCUUUUUUACUUCUUUCUCUUUUAUAUCCCUCUGAUCGCUUUGGGACCUUGUGGCUACAGAUUUACACCGAAACACUUCACUUUUUCUUUUUCUCUCUUUCUUUUCUCUUUCUCAUUCUCUCUCGCUCUCUCUCUCUUUCUCUCUCUCAUAUCUAUUCAAGAAAAAUCAGUCUGUUUCACGAGUCUCGAUAAUGCUUAAAACUUUUGAUUAUAAUUAUAGAAAGAGAGAGAGAAAGAGAGAGAGGAAGGGAAGAAGGAAGAUAGAGCGAAAGAAAGAGAGGACAAUUAAAUUUUAUUAUAAUUAAAUAUAAUGACAAACAUUGUAUCAUUUCAUAUGACAUUAAAAUUAAUUGUACAAUAUUGAUUAUACAUAUAUCGUAUGACAUUAUACAUUAAUCUAUCUGUAAAAGGAAUUAUUGUACAAUGAUUGAAAACAAUCUAAUUUACUCUUGUAUUCGUAAUAAAAAAAAGUAAAAAAAACAAUUUUUAAUAAUAAUAAAAAUAAAACUGGUCCUAUAUUAUAUAAUCCAAAAAAUCAUCUUCCAUAUUCUCGAAAGUAAUAUUAACCUAUUAAAAAGUCUACUAUAAUUAUAAUUCAAAUAGGAGGGCGAAAAUUUUUCCCGCAAAACUUGAUUUGUAACAGGAUCACAUAACACGCGAAGAGGUAGCACGUUCUCGCGUACUACCUCCUGGUAAGUUAUAUUCUCCUGUUCAAAAUUCCAACUUACAGGGACCGCAAAAAUUUUUCCCGUAAAACUGGAUUUGUAACAGGAUCACAUGAUACGCGAAGAGGUGGCACGCGAGAACGUGCCACUUCCUGAUAAGUUAUAUUCUCCUGUUCAAAAAUCCAAAUUACAGGGAGCGCGAAAAUUUUUCCCGUAAAACUGGAUUUGUAACAGGAUCACAUAACACGCGAAGAAGUGGCACGCGAGAACGUGCCACUUCCUGGUCAGUUAUAUUCUCCUGUUCAAUAUUCCAAAUUACGGAGACCGUAAAAAUUUUUCCCAUACAGCUGGAUUUGUAACAGGAUCAUAUGAUUUGCGAAGUCGUGGCACGCUGAAACCCUUGUUACCUCAUGGUUCGUUUUAUUUUCCUGUUCAAAAAAUUUAAACUACUUGAAGCCUGAAAAUUUUUCUCGCAAUUCUGGAUUGCAAAGUCUACUCAACCUUUUCAUAUAGUGUAUACAAAAUGAUAGAAAAAAAUUUGUAGGUGGUCGUUAUCCAUGAAAAGUCUUCUAAUUGAUAUUGAAUGAAAACGAAUUGAUCAUUUUCGUUGUAUUUUUCAUUGUAUUUUAUUUGGAAUAUUUAAUAUCGACCUUCUUGUUUCUCUAUAUGAAAGAUAAAAAAAGAAAAUUAUCCUUAAAAGGGACAAUUUUCGUAAAAAUAAUAAUCGAUUUUUCAAAUGAACUCCUUUUGUGUAUCGAUACUCGAUAUCUUUCAAGAUGUUCGAACCAUUCGAAAAAGGAAGGGGAAAAUAGGAAAAAAAGAGUAUCAAUUUCCUCAAUCUAAAUUAAAGUAAAAUAUUUUCAUAAUGUACGUUUCACCUGUCUAUCAAAUUAAAUUAUUUACAUUUUCUAAUAAUAAUUUUAUAGAAUUAGAUUUGAUAAUUGAAGCGCAGAAUGUCGGAUUCGAAGUUUUACGAGUAUUUCUGUCCUGAAAAAGAAGAAGUUAAAGAAAUGAAAGAAGAAUUAAAGAAUAAAAUGUAUAAAAAGUUAGCCUACUUGUCGACUCGUUAAAUAACAAAUUUAAUACCGAUCAUGUUUGCACUUUUAUCGUGAAAUCUUAUUGUGUUUAAUAAAAAUAUAUAUAUCACUAAAUUACUAUCUACUACUAUCUACUAUGAUCUAAGUAGUAACAUACGAGAUUCUUUCUUAUCUCGUCAAACGAGUCAACGAGCCGAACGUUGUUUCCUUUAUUUUUUUUUUUUUAUUCAAAUUACUUUCCACUUAUUUUGUUAUCUCGACUGAAUCGAAUUCACGAGUACUCGUAGGAGAAGGAAGUAGUUCUUGUGAUCAUCCUAGUUUCGUAGAUUCUUUCAGUUUCGAAUCGUCAUCGUUGUCGUCGUCGUCGUCGUCGUCGUCGUCGUCGUCUCAACCAAUCUCUUUUUAUUACUCGGUAUUGCAUCGUCAAACGAUUUCAUAAAAUUUAAUUAGAAAUUUCUAAUAGAAGAAAUGUUUAGUAUUUUCAUAAGAAUAAAAAUAUUAUUCUUACUUGGCUCGUUAGACGUUUUAAUCGUCGCAGAAAAUGAUAAUACCACAUCUUUCUUUCCAACGAAAAGAGGAAAUAAUUCUAGUUUUGAGUUAGCUACGAAGAUAAUCGAUUCUACGUCGUUUCAUUCGGAUGCAACUCAGGCUCCUUCGAUUCCAAUACCACAGCAACUCUUACCGACGAGUUAUUAUCUUCCUGCUUUUCAGCCACCAAUUGUAAAUCGUCGAAGUGAAAAUUUACCUUACGAUUUCGAAUAUCCAAACGUUGGUUAUCCAAUAAUGCAAAACGUUGACCAAGCGAUAGCACCAACUUCUAAGCAACUUGUUAUAGUCAGUUUCAUUGGAUUACUUUUACUUCUUGCUAUCAUUCAAAAUACAUUAACUUCGGUCAAGAAGAAAUAUAAUUCUUUGGAUGAUCUUCCAUCAAAACGAAAACGAGAUGUUCAUGCUAUUUAUGAUUAUUCUUCUAUCAUUCCGGAAGAAGAGAAGAAAAAUGUGGAAGAAAUCGUAUUGAACGACGAUGCACGUUUACGUUGCAUUCAAAAAACAAUUUGUCUUGAAAAUCAAAAAUUAUUUCAGGAUUUUGGUGUAAUAGGAAAAUUACUGGCGAAAUAUCUAACAAGAAAUGUUGAGAAAUCCAUUAAAUCAUCAUCGGGAUGGGAUCGAUUGAUCGAGGACGCAGGAUCAGCUGGAUUACGCGAUGAAGAUUGUGAUCUUCUUUAUAGGGAUUGUGAUACUCCUAUAGUUUUUCUAUCGUCGAUCAAUGAUAAGAAAAGUCCUUCGAAAGAAAUGAAAUCUAAGAGUACAAAAUAAAUUUAAAAAAAAAUAUCAUCGAUAUAAUAUAAUUAAAUAUGAUAUA